Neoarthrinium moseri is the source of this 1365-nucleotide messenger RNA. RefSeq lists its product as uncharacterized. Bases 1 to 1365 code for a protein of 454 amino acids. Gene Ontology annotation, biological process: NADP+ biosynthetic process; NAD+ metabolic process. NCBI's taxonomy places the organism in Eukaryota, Fungi, Ascomycota, Sordariomycetes, Amphisphaeriales, Apiosporaceae. Gene Ontology annotation, molecular function: NAD+ kinase activity. The transcript has a single exon. The record is from RefSeq and is a predicted model, not a curated record.
AUGGCCUGCACACGGGUCGCCUUCCGGCUCAGACGGGGCUUUGGCCGCGAGUUUUCGACGACUGCACGCCGACUAGAGAUACGCGAUGUUUCCGAGCUCCCACAGCGUACCGUUCCGCGAUACAGAACCAGUCCCACGUCGUCGCUGCUCUCGCUCGAGUGGCCGGAGCCACCACGGAAUGUACUCGUGGUCCCGAAGCUAUAUGCGCCCAAGGUCAUCACGUCGGCUGUCGAUUUUGUCAAGCAUGUAAACGCCGAGUACCCCAACAUCAACUUCAUCUUCGAACACAGAGUGGCGUCUACGAUUCACGACUCGCUGCCGUUCCCUAUCUACAGCUCCGAACCGUCGCAUUUCCCUGCCAAGAUCGAUCUCGUAGCGACCCUGGGAGGGGACGGGACAAUACUACGGGCUGCUAGUCUGUUCAGUCUGCACACCUCUGUGCCUCCGAUCUUGUCCUUCAGUAUGGGAACCCUGGGCUUUCUGGGCGAGUGGAAAUUCGAAGAGUACAAACGCGCCUGGCGCGAGGUCUACAUGUGUGGCAGCCGGGUGGCAGUCAGCGACCUUCAAGGUCCUCAUACGCAAGCCGCCAACGGCCGCCAUGGUCAGCACGAUGGCAGUGAAACACUGUCCGAAGGUUGGGCGAACAUGCGGGGGAAAAAUAUGGGUGCGACCCGCGCAAGCAAGAUUCUGCUCCGCCACCGCUUGAAGGUUGGUGUCUACGAUGCAAACGGGGUUAACAUCAACGAACAUCUACUGCCGACUUCGACCGCUGCUUUGCACCAGCCUCUGCCACCCGUGGCCCCAGAGGUCAAGGAGAUGUCCAAGUCAGGAGAGCCAGUCAUCCCCGAUUUGCACGCCAUCAACGAACUGGUUAUUCACCGUGGACCAAACCCACACCUAGCCAUUGUCGAUGUUUACGUCGGUAACCGCUUCCUCACCGAGGCGGUCGCAGAUGGCAUCCUGGUCAGUACGCCGACGGGGUCUACCGCCUACUCAUUGUCAGCGGGUGGAACCAUCAUUCACCCUCUGACCAAGUCCAUGCUCUUGACACCGAUAUGUGCUCGUACGCUGAGCUUCCGUCACUUGUGCCUCCCCCUGAACAAGAAGGUUGUGCUUAAGGUUAGCAAGAAAAACCGCGGCCGCGAGCUUGAGGUCAGUCUUGACGGCAAGCGACGAGCCGGUGUCACGAUUGGGAUGGAGAUCAGAGUAACAGGCGAGGUCGUCGCACCUGAUGCCACGGGCAAGUGGACUGGUGGUGUUCCUUGCGUGAUUAGGAGCAGUGGCCAAGGCGAUGAUGGAGACGACGAUGACGGGUGGGUAGGGGGUCUGAACGAGAGACUGAAGUUCAACUAUCCUGUUGGAUAG